Molecule: messenger RNA, 1599 nt
Organism: Aspergillus tubingensis
Lineage: Eukaryota; Fungi; Ascomycota; Eurotiomycetes; Eurotiales; Aspergillaceae
Product: peroxisomal biogenesis factor 3
Exons: 4
Coding region: 1-1599 (532 amino acids)
Biological process (GO): protein import into peroxisome membrane
Cellular component (GO): peroxisomal membrane
Molecular function (GO): protein-macromolecule adaptor activity
Source: RefSeq, a predicted model, not a curated record
AUGAUCAGUGCCACUAAGCGCUGGUUCCGGCGCAAUCGCAAGGGCCUCGCGAUCGGAGCUGGCGUGAUCGGAGCGGGCUAUCUCGCAGGCCAGUACCUGCUGUCCAAGAUCUCAGAGGCGCGCGAGCGCAUGAGUAGUGACCGCAUUGCUCGGGAGAACUUGCGGCGACGCUUCGAACAAAACCAGACCGACUGUACCUAUACUGUGCUAGCCCUACUACCGACGGCGGCGGAGGAUAUUCUCGAAGCACUUCCCGUGGAAGUAUUGACCAAGGAGCUCCAGAAGAAGCGUGCAGAACGACUGGCUCGUCUUAACGCUGGCGAAGGAACAGGCUCGGAUCUAAGCUCGGUGGGCCCAAGUAUAACGGAUGAUGAUCGGCGUAGCUUGUCUAGCUUCCAAAGCGAUGGCUUUGUCCGUACGAGUCAAUUAGGGGAGUCGACCAUCGAGGGGGGUGGCUCACCACGUCCGAAGCGAAACAAGACCCAGCUGUGGAACGAGGUCAAGAUAACCUCUAUCACUAGGUCGUUUACGCUCAUCUAUACCCUGACCUUGCUGACCAUCUUCACUCGAAUUCAACUUAACCUGCUCGGCCGACGCAACUACCUCUCCAGCGUAAUCUCCAUGGCCACACCCCCUGCGGAUGGUUCAACUAUUCGACUUGAGGAUCAUGAUGAUGACGACCUCACGCAAACAUUGGGACAUGACUUUGAGACAAACCGGAGAUACCUUGCCUUCAGUUGGUGGCUGCUUCACCGAGGCUGGAAGCAGUUGAUGGAGGAGGUGCAGGCCGCCGUGACGGAGGUUUUUGGACCUUUGAAUCCCCGGGAGGACAUCUCGCUGAGCAAGCUGUCGGAAUUGAUCCUGCAAGUCCGUGGGAAGAUAGAGGGGAAGACCGAGGAGGACAGGAAGCAUCGGAAGUGGUUAUCUUAUGUGCUCCCCUCGCGAGAAGAGGAGGACUAUCUGUUGCAGGAGUCCGGGGUUCUUGGAGUGACGGAACCCGCGACACCUCAAACGACAGCGUCGCUGCGCCAUCUCCUGGACGAGACGGCCGAUCUGAUCGACUCCCCGACUUUCAUUCGUGUUAUGUUACUCCUCAACAACGAAUGCUUCCAGACUCUUAUUGAUCAAUGCAAGGCCGAUGCGUUCAAAUCGUCCACUCAGGUGCCCACGUCUGUUCCUCAGUCCUUUGACUCGGUCGCCACGGUCGUCCCCGCGGCUGACGGCUCCGACACGAAAACGAAGCUUGCAAAUGUGUUGGCCGUCCUGGCUCGACAAGCUCAUGUGAUCGGAAAUGGAACAGCUCCCCCAAACCUGUAUCUGACUUCCAUUGAACAGGGGGUACGAGAGCUAGAGGCCUUCGCGGCUGUUAUAUACAGCUCCAACUUUGACUCUGAGCUGCUUGGGACCGAUUCAAGGACGCAGCCAUCGGGAGCAGAGGCUGGCUUUGAUGUUCCUACAUCACCUGCCCCAGAGAUGAUUGAGAAGGAGGAUGCCAACGAAGAAGAACCUACCCCAGGAGCAUCAGUCGUAGCAGUGGACGAUGACUCAGCGUUUGAGAAGGCAUGGGGAAAGGCUGUGGAUGAUCAACCGUCGAGCUAA